This is a messenger RNA of Dictyostelium purpureum, 4092 nucleotides long. RefSeq lists its product as uncharacterized. Bases 1 to 4053 code for a protein of 1350 amino acids. The transcript is spliced from 3 exons. The record is from RefSeq and is a predicted model, not a curated record. Gene Ontology annotation, molecular function: 2 iron, 2 sulfur cluster binding; xanthine dehydrogenase activity; FAD binding. Lineage: Eukaryota; Evosea; Eumycetozoa; Dictyosteliales; Dictyosteliaceae.
AUGAUAGUAAACGAAACAAAUACUAUUAAAAAAAAUAAUGAAUUAACAUUUUUUUUAAACGGAGAAAAAAAAGUUAUUAAAGACCCAAAUCCAGAAUUAACUACACUUCAAUAUAUUAGAUCAAUCGGAUUAACAGGUAGUAAGUUAGGAUGUGGUGAAGGUGGGUGCGGCGCAUGUACAGUCAUGAUAUCACACAGAAACGACAGCGAUGGUAGAAUUGUCCAUAGGGCAGUUAAUUCAUGUUUAUAUCCAUUGUGUCAAUUAGACGGUAUGGCAUUAGUCACAAUCGAAGGCUUGGGUAAUGUUCGUGAUGGCCUCCAUCCAGUUCAAGAAAGAAUAGCAGAGGGAUAUGGUUCACAAUGUGGUUUUUGUACCCCAGGUAUUAUUAUGGCUUUAUAUGCUUACUUAAGAUCAAAUCCAAACGCAAACCAAAAGGAAAUUGAACAUAACUUUGAUGGUAAUUUAUGCAGAUGUACUGGUUAUAGACCUAUUCUUGAUGCUGCCAAAUCUUUUGCAAUCGAUAAAACUACCGAUGAACAAGAUGAAGACGGAGAUGUUAAAAUUCCAACCAUUGCCAAAAUUGAAGAUGACGACACUAAAACUGAUAGCGAACCAGGAAUUUGCCCAUCAUCUGGUAAACCAUGCAAUUGUAAACAAAAAACUUCACAUAUUCCAAGUAAACCAUUAGAAUUAAAAAGCGAACCAAUUUUUCCACCAUUUUUAAUGGAUUAUAAAAAAGAAUCAUUAGUAUUCCAAGGUGAUAGAGUAACAUGGCACACACCAACUAGUUUAAAUGAAAUUUUAACAAUUAAAAAGACUCAUAGUAAUGCUAAAAUUGUAGUUGGUAACACUGAGAUUGGUAUUGAAACUAAAUUUAGAAAUGUUGUUUAUCCAACUAUUAUUUCACCAGUUAGAGUACCAGAAUUAAAUUCAAUUCAAAAACAACAAGACGGUAUUUUAGUAGGCUCAAGUGUAACAUUAACCGAGUUAAAAUCAUUUUUAUUAGGCGAAAUUAAAAGUGAUGGUGCAUCAGAUGAUCAAAAAACAAAGGUUGGUACAUUUAAGGCUAUUGUUAGUCAAUUAAAGUGGUUUGCUGGUAAUCAAAUUAGAAAUGCUGCUUCAAUUGGUGGAAAUUUGGUAACUGCUAGUCCAAUCUCUGAUCUUAAUCCUGUUCUCUUAGCAGCUGGCGCCAUUUUAACUAUGGUUUCACAAGACGAAAGCGGUACUAUUGUCGAAAGAAAAGUACCAAUUGGUUCAUUCUUUUUAAAAUACAGAAUAGUCGAUAUUAAACCAGAAGAAAUUUUGCAAUCUGUUUUCAUUCCAUAUACUAGACCACUCGAGUUUGUUCAAGCUUAUAAACAAUCAAGAAGAAGAGAAGAUGAUAUUGCAAUUGUUAGUUGCUGCUUUAGAAUUUUAUUUGAAAAUUUUGAAAAUAACCAAUUCAAAGUUAGAGAAUGUGUUUUAGCAUAUGGUGGUAUGAAUGUUAAAGCUGUUACUUGCCAAAAUACUGAACAAUUUUUAAUUGGUUCCAUUUGGGAUAGAAAUCAAUUGGAUGAGAUCUAUAAGAAAUUAGAAGUCGAUUUACCAUUAGCUCAAGGUGCACCAGGUGGUAUGAUUGAAUAUCGUCGUUCAUUAACAACAAGUUUCUUCUUUAAAUACUUUUUAACAGUUUCAAAACAACUUUAUGAAAUCUCAAAGAACCCAUCCUAUUCAUUAAGCGAUAAAGAAUUAUCAGUAACAGCACCUUACAGUAGACCAUUAUCAAAAGGUCAACAAGAAUACCAAACCCAACCAGAAAAACAUCCAAUUACCCAACCAGUUAUUCAUCAAUCUGCUGAUAAACAAGUUACUGGUGAAGCUCUUUAUGUAGAUGAUAUUAAAAUCAAAUCAUUAUACACUUGUUUCGUUCAAUCAACAAAGGCACAUGCUAAAAUUUUAUCAAUUGAUGCCUCGCGUGCUCUCAAAGCCCCAGGUGUUAAAGCUUUCUACUCUGCCAAAGAUGUUCCAGGUGAAAAUAAUUGUGGCCCUGUUAUUAAAGAUGAUGAAGUAUUUGCUUCUGAUAUUGCAAUUUUUCACGGUGCUCCAAUUGGUUGUAUUGUAGCAGAGACUCACCAACAAGCUUUGGAGGCAUCUAAAAUGGUUCAAAUCGAAUAUGAAGAAUUACCAGCCAUUGUUACAAUCGAAGAUGCAAUUGCCAAAAAAUCUUUCUUCCCAUUCACUCACGUUAUUAAAGAUGGUGAUAUCGUUAAAGGCUUCGAAGAGUCUGAUCAUAUCAUUGAAGGCGAAUUUAAAUGUGGUGCUCAAGAACACUUUUAUCUUGAACCAAAUGGCUCAUUAGUCGUACCAGGUGAAGGAAAAGAAAUGACAAUUUAUGCAUCCACUCAAAAUCCAACCAAAACCCAAGGUAUUGUAGCAAGUGUUUUGGGUGUUCCACAAAAUCAAGUUGUUUGCAAAUUAAAGAGAUUAGGUGGUGGUUUUGGUGGUAAAGAAACCAGAUCCAUAUUUUCAACUUGUGUAGCUGCUGUAGCCGCCUAUCAUCAAAGAGAACCAGUUAGAAUUAUUCUCGAUAGAGAUACCGAUAUGGCCACCACAGGUACAAGACAUCCAUUCAUUGCUAAAUAUAAAGUUGGUGUCACCAAAGAUGGUCUUAUUAAAGCAUUAGAUUUAGAACUAUAUGCCGAUGCAGGUUACUCUUAUGAUAUUUCAGUUGGUGUUUUAGAUAGAGCUAUUUUCCACUCUGAAAAUGCUUACAAGAUUCCAAAUGUUAAUGUUGUUGGUCGUUUAUGCAAAACCAAUUUACCAUCCAAUACAGCAUUCAGAGGUUAUGGUGGUCCACAAGCUAUGAUUAUUGUCGAAAAUUGGGUUGAAAAAAUCUCUAAAGUUUUAAAUAUCGAAUCACAUAUCAUUAGAGCAAAGAACUUUUACAAAGAGGGUGAAUUAACUCACUACCUUCAAGCAGUCGAAAAUAAUCAAAUGCAACGUGUUUGGGAUACAAUUCUCGAGAAAUCAAAUUAUUUAGAACGUAUCAAUAAAGUAAACGAUUUUAAUGAAAAGAAUCGUUGGAAAAAGAGAGGUAUUGCUGUUAUUCCAACCAAAUUUGGUAUGUCAUUCACCGUUAAAACAUUAAAUCAAGCAGGUGCAUUGGUACAUUGUUAUACUGAUGGUACUGUUUUAGUUACUCAUGGUGGUACUGAAAUGGGUCAAGGUUUAAAUACUAAAAUGAUUCAAAUUGCAGCUCGUGCAUUUGGUAUUCCAGUUAAAGAUGUCUUUAUCUCUGAAACAUCAACAGAUAAAGUUGCAAAUACUACUCCAACUGCUGCCUCAGUUUCCUCCGAUUUGAAUGGUAUGGCCGUAUUGGAUGCUUGUCAAAAUAUCCUUAAGCGUUUAGAACCACUUAAGGAAAAGAACCCAAAUAUGACAUUCAAACAACUAUGCAUUGAAGCUUUUGUACAAAGAGUUAAUCUAUCAUCCAAUGGUUUCUAUGCUACUCCAAAUGUUGGUUAUGUAUUCAAAGAUGGUGGCGUUGGUGAAGGUACUCCAUUCAAUUAUUUCAAUUUUGGUGCUGCUUGUUCAGAAGUCGAAAUCGAUGUCCUUACUGGUGAUCACACUGUACUUAGAUCUGAUGUAAUUUUGGAUGUUGGUGAUAGUUUAAAUCCAACUAUUGAUAUUGGUCAAGUUGAAGGUGCCUUUGUUCAAGGUAUGGGCUGGAGUUGUACCGAAGAGGUUGUAACUUUCCCAACUGGUUACCUAUUUACAAGAGGUCCAUCAACUUAUAAAAUUCCAGGUUUCAAUGAUGUUCCAUUAGAAUUCAAUGUUUCAUUAUUAAAUGAUGCACCAAAUCCAAAAGCCAUUCAUUCAUCCAAAGGUGUUGGUGAACCACCACUUUUCUUAGGUUCAUCAGUUUACUUUGCAAUCCGUCAAGCUAUUACAGCCGCCAGAAAAGAAACCAAUUUAAAUGAUUGGUUUGAUUUACCAUCACCAGCAACCUGUGAAAGAAUUAGAACAUCAUGUCUCGAUUCUUUCAUAUAUCAAUUUACAAACAAUAAAAACUAAAAAUAAACAUAAAAAAAGGCAAUAUUACUUAAAAUAUAU